Capronia epimyces CBS 606.96 is the source of this 1299-nucleotide messenger RNA. RefSeq lists its product as uncharacterized. Gene Ontology annotation, cellular component: cytoplasm. Gene Ontology annotation, molecular function: prephenate dehydratase activity. The record is from RefSeq and is a predicted model, not a curated record. The transcript has a single exon. NCBI's taxonomy places the organism in Eukaryota, Fungi, Ascomycota, Eurotiomycetes, Chaetothyriales, Herpotrichiellaceae. Gene Ontology annotation, biological process: L-phenylalanine biosynthetic process. The coding region runs from base 1 to 1299 and encodes 432 amino acids.
AUGCCGGAACAUGGCCUCCCAUUGAACGUCGCGUACCUUGGGCCCGAAGCCUCUUUCUCACACCAAGCAGCCAUUGAAGUCUUCACGCCUCGACAAUCCUCGACCUCGUCCUCGACCUCGUCCUCCACCUCCACCUCCACUUCUGCCACCGCUGCUGGUAGACCUGUAAGGCUUCACCCCUUACCCUCCUUCUCGGCCAUCUUCUCGGCGAUCCAGAGCACAUGCUCGCCUUCAAGCUUGGAGAAAGAGACGGAGCAGCCAUCGUACGACUACGACUACGACUACGCAGUGGCCCCCUUUGAAAACAGCACCAACGGCUCUGUAGUGCAGGUUCUCGACCUGCUCGCCCAGUGCGGUCUCGAAUCCGACCCUGACCCCGGCUCCGACCCCGACUCUACUGCUGGCGCCUUGUAUCCCGACCUGGAAGUCUGCGCCGAGUACUACCUCCCUGUCCACCACUGCUUGUUUGUCGCGCCGUCGUCGGAGCACAAGCACAACCACAAAUCCACGCCAGACGACGACAACACAGCGAACACUGCCGCAACGAGAACCUCGGGAGCCUUGGGGCCGACCACGUCGAUCCGCACUCUCUACACCCACCCGCAGGUCUGGGGCCAAUGUGGACGGUUCCUGGCCUCACAGUUCCCGUCCAACGUGGUGGAACGCAUCGAUGUGGGCAGCACUUCGGCCGCGGCGCAGCUCGUCGCGCGAGAGACCAAUGCCAGCUCCAACGGCGGGACUGGCAUCAGCGCCGCUAUAGCAUCCAAGCUUGCCGGCCAGAAACAUAAUCUGGUCUGCUUGGCAGAAAACAUCGAGGACGAACCAGGAUCGAAUACAACCAGGUUCUUCGUGCUGCGGAACCGGAAGCGUCGCUCUGGCCCUGGCCUUGGUCAAGGUCAAGAUUUGUUUGCUUCCGAUGUUGGUCACGGCCACCAGCAAGAGCCGUCGAGUCCGUCACAGCUUGGGCAUCAUACCAAUCCCCGGUAUUAUAAAUCCCUAAUCACCUUCACCAUCGACCACACCAGGCCAGGCAGUCUGGCCGACGCAUUGGCCGUGUUCAAACAAUACUCUUUCAACCUAACGAGCAUCGACACAAGACCCAGUCGCAAGCGCAACUGGCAAUACGUCUUCUUUGUCGAGUGUGAAGAGACCUCGGACACCGUCCGAGGGGGGCAGAACGACCGAGAGCAGAAAUUGACCAAUAUGCUUCUAGACCUGCAAAAGUUCACGGGGAGUCUGAGGUAUCUCGGCAGAUUUGAGGAUCGGCUACGAGGCGGCGUUACACAUGUGGAACCUUGA